AUGCUCCAGGACAGAAGCGCCACUGUCGAUUUCGCCAGUUUUCAAGUGCAGACGGACAAGAACCUCGGUGUAAUCGAGGUUGGAGUGUUCGUCAGCUUGAUACUGUUCGGUAUUUUGCUCGCCCAAGCAUAUUCUUUCUUCUUCCGAAGGAGGGAAGACACCUCCGGGCUGAAGCUCCUGGUUUCUAGUCUUGUCUUCCUCGAGACAGUGCAUACCUCUUUGGCCGCCGCCGCGGUCUACUACGACACAGUCACGACGUGGAGACACCCCGCAAUAAACACAUAUCCACUCUCAGUAGCAACUAUUGUCGAGAAUCUAAUUACCACCAUGGUCCAGCUCUUUUUCGCAUAUCGCAUCAGGAGAAUAGCCCAGGGGCGAUCGCUCGCCGCUUUUGCAUGCUUUGUCCUCGCCGUCCUGCGCUCCAUUGGGGUAUUCGCGGUUGGCGUAAUCGCCAUCCGCGAGGUCAUAUCUGACGGCGGGACAGGCAUAUUCGUCGUGCGCGUCAGCUGGCUGAUUACGACUGGGCUCACGGUUGGCGGUGUUGCCGAUCUACUGAUAGCGGCAUCGAUGAUUUAUUAUCUGCGCAAGCUUUCUUCACCGACUGAUCUGAAGUCUACGGGCCAGAUUCUCAAGAGGCUUAUGCGGUGGUCUGUUCAGACGGGCCUUUUGACGAGCCUCGCACACCUCACCACCGUUAUAUGCUUUCAGACGAUGGAAGGCCGUAAGCCAUAUCCUAAUCGUAUUCAUCCGAUUACUAAACGGCCCCGUGUGCUAUUGGUCUGGCUCGCUAUUUACAUUGUUCUUGCAAAAUUAUACUCAAAUUCGUUACUCAUGAUGCUGAAUGCAAGCCCCCAAAAGGGCAUCGCUGUCAGCUUGUAUGAUGCCCCUAGCUCCGACAUCGGGGCUGUUAUGUCUGGCGGAGACGGAACAGAAAGGACCAUCCCAUUGUUGCGACUAAGCCAUAAUGCCUCCUCGUUGGUCAAGUCAUUAAUGAAGACACCAGCGGCUCAGUUACCUCCCAUUGAAGUUGCGGUCACAGUUGAAAGGGCUUAA
Molecule: messenger RNA, 1053 nt
Organism: Cyclocybe aegerita
Lineage: Eukaryota; Fungi; Basidiomycota; Agaricomycetes; Agaricales; Hemipholiotaceae
Source: the annotation of a GenBank genome assembly